AUGCCAAAAAAAUCAGAUACUUUUUCUGAUUCUAAUUUGGCUGCAGCUAUAAUAGCAGUGGACGGUGGUAUGUCAAAAAAGGCUGCUGCCAAACAGUUUGGAGUUGCUCGGUCAACUAUCCAAUUCAGAAUAAAAAAUAGGGACAAAGAAACUUUUUCAUGUGGACCUUCAAGUGUUCUGAGUGUUGAAGAGGAAAAAUCACUUGUUAAAUGGCUCCUUGACUGCUGCAAAAAAGGAUUUCCCAGGCGACGAAUUACUUGGUACAAAUCAUUUUUAAAAAGAAAUCCUAUAAUUUCAAAAAGGACCAGUGAGCAUGUGUCGUCUGCUAGUGGAAAUGUGAGUGAAACAAACAUAAAAAAAUGGUUUGAUGACAUAAUAUAUCAAUAUUUAACUGAAGAAAAAUUAGCAGAUAUACUUAAUGACCCACCUAGAGUAUUUAAUGGCGAUGAGACUGGUUUUUCUCUCUGCCCAAAAACAAAAUCUGUCUUAGGCCCAAGAGGGGCAAAAGUUAUUUAUGAAAUAGCAAAAGGCAAUGAGAAAGAAAAUAUAACUGCCAUGUUUACAUUUAAUGCUGCGGGUCAGAUGUGCAACCCAAUGAUUAUUUUUAAAUAUCAAAGAAUACCGCCUAAUUGGGGAGUUGGGCGAUCAGAUAGGAUUUUACAACCAGCAGAUGUAUCUGCAUUUAGGCCUUUAAAAUCUGGAUGGAAAAAAGGAUUAUCAGAAUGGCGAAAUCAGAAUCCCACCAGUUCAGUGACAAAAUAA
This is a messenger RNA of Macrosiphum euphorbiae (potato aphid), 762 nucleotides long. NCBI's taxonomy places the organism in Eukaryota, Metazoa, Arthropoda, Insecta, Hemiptera, Aphididae. The record is from the annotation of a GenBank genome assembly.